Molecule: messenger RNA, 1690 nt
Organism: Epinephelus fuscoguttatus (brown-marbled grouper)
Lineage: Eukaryota; Metazoa; Chordata; Actinopteri; Perciformes; Serranidae
Product: cytotoxic and regulatory T-cell molecule
Exons: 11
Coding region: 26-1471 (481 amino acids)
Biological process (GO): positive regulation of natural killer cell mediated cytotoxicity directed against tumor cell target; detection of tumor cell; cell recognition
Cellular component (GO): plasma membrane
Molecular function (GO): signaling receptor binding
Source: RefSeq, a predicted model, not a curated record
GUGUGAUUGUUAGUGACAGACAAAGAUGGAACUGAAGCUGCAGCUCUGCAUCUUCGUGUUACUCAUACAGGUUUCACUUGCGGUGUGGCGGCACAUGACUGUGAAUAAAGGUCAGACGCUCAUCUUAAACUGCCCACUUACUAAUGCUCACAAAAACAAUGUGGACUGGAAGAACCCUGAAGGAUAUGUUAUGUUCUUCAAUCGCAUCAGAGGUGAAGCUUUAAAGGACAAGCGCUACAGCAUCAUCAAACUGUCUGCGUCAGAAUUCACCGUCAGUAUUUCCAGUGUCACCUUCAAAGAUGGUGGCAACUACACCUGCUCUCAGUAUGGCGACCACACAACAGAGAGGAAAGUGGAGGUGACAGUGUUAGGCCAUCCCAGGAUGAAAGUGGCAAAGCAUGACGGAAACUUUGUCAUAAAAUGCACUGCUGAGGCAAACCACUAUCCUCCCCAGAUCUUUUGGAAACUGGAUGAUGGGCCUGAACUUUUUGGUCAAGCCGAAGCCCAUCGUGAAGACAAAAAAUAUGUCACAAUAGAUACGUUACACCUUCGCCCUGUGGAGAACAGAGUCACUGUGAAAUGCCUUGUUCGCCACCCAGCUCUGCACUCACAACCUCUGAUGAACUUUGUCAAAAUUGGCAAAAAAUCACCAACCCCCCAGCGGACAACCACAACCACUUCACCCACAACCCAGCCUCAGGGGUCAACUGAGGUCCCAAGAACAACAACUGGCUGGUUCAGACCAGGGAGAACAACACGGUACCUCACAACCAGAGACGUGAACAGGCCUUCAUCAGAGAGCUCCAUAAAGUUAUCAACUGUCCCCUCCAAUGAGCCAGAGACGGUCAUAACAACCACUAAACCACCUCUGAACCCUGAUACAUCCACAGGCUCACAUCUAAGCACCCAUGAUGACUCAACAACCUCUGUAUUGUCGGCCUCAACCAGGACAAGGAAUGAUACCAUCAGUAAUUCAACGGCCACAACAGGCUGGACAUUUGUGUCUGAGACAACAGAGGAGAUCAUAUCCUACAACCAGACAGAGGGAAACAGAACAGGAAGCGUUAAUGACUCAAACAUGCAGAAAGGAACUAAAGGAAAUUCCUCAUUGCUGGUUUUUCUGGUGACUUGCCUGAUCGCCGGCCUACUGGUGGUAGUCAUUUUUUUUGCCAUCAAGCUGAGAAGGGCACACAUCACCUGGAAGAGAGAAAAUGAGGAGUCGGAUCAAUCCGAGGAGAGUAGUAAAUCAAAGUCAAGCCAGGAAGACAAGAACUCCCAAGGACAAAGAAGGAGAGGGAUCUUCAACACGGCAUUCACGCAGUAUGUCGUUGAAACACCAACAGCGAUAACCUCAGUGAUAAACACUUCUGCGAUGGCAGCAACAGAGAGUGAAAAUAAAGAGCAGGAUUCUCAACCUCGAAGCCCGGCACAAACUCCAGCCAAGAGCAACAUAAAGGAGACAGAGCUAUAACGAUCUGUAAAAUACAGCAUUGAUAACAAUAGCAAUAUCAUCAGCACUUUUGCUAUGCUUGUAUAUUAAGCUGAAAAGCUUUUUUAUCGCACCUGUAAGAAAGAGUAUAUGUUUACACAGAAAAGAAUGUGACAACUUGCCAAUACCCAAAGUACUGUAUUGUACCCUGUAAAUUCUGUAUACAUUUUGUGUUUACAUGUACCAAUAAAUUAUAUUUUG